AUGGACUUGCUUAGCUCACGGUUGGAUACUCCUUUCAAUAGCAGUGGGGUACGGAUAUCCAAUUCCGGAGCAACUCGUUGUGCCAGCUGUACGAUGCGAGCCUCAUUUGGUAGUGGCGAAGCGGCCUACUCACGUAUGGUCUCCAAGUCCAGUACUAAACUGCUGAAUUCGCUUUGGGAUAAGAAGCAAAUACCAGAAGAAGGCUGGCCAGAUCAUGCUUUGGAACUGUUUCUAUCAUGGCUCGCCUGUCACGACACCAACAACCGUGUGGAUAUGGCCUCCAUAGGCGCAGGUGAAAGAGAGGGACGCGUGGUGUGUCCUCUAGUGCGAAGGCUUCAUUGCAGCCUCACCCAUGGUAUCGGUCGGAGUGGGAAUAUCGCUGACAUUCAACCAAAAGCCCUUGGCUCUUCUAUGCUUGCCUGUCUCGCAAACGAGCUCGCAUUGCAUGCGAUUCAGGAAAUCGGCAUCACUUCAUGCAGAGCAGCCCUCGUCGUUCCCAUAUGUACUGGUAUGGCUUUAUCACUAUGUAUGGGAUCGUGGAGACGUCUGAGACCCGAAGCAAAAUACGUCCUUUGGCUACGAGUCGACCAGAAAUCCUGCUUCAAGUCAAUUUAUCACGCAGGCUUCGAACCCAUUAUACUGGAUCCGAUACGUGACGGUGAUGCAUUAGUGACUGAUGUAGAUACCGUCAAUAGGAUACUGGAGCAGCGUGCCGAACAGAUUCUCUGUGUCAUGUCUACGACCUCCUGUUUUGCUCCACGAAGUCCGGACUCGUUAGAGGCAAUAUCUGGUCUAUGUCAGUUGUAUCAAGUUCCACAUCUCGUGAAUAAUGCCUAUGGGCUUCAAAGCGAAGAAUGUGUCCGGAGAAUAAAUGCGAGCCGAGCGGCUGGUCGUAUUGAUGCGUUUGUGCAGUCUCUCGAUAAGAAUUUCCAGGUACCUGUUGGUGGAGCUAUUAUAGGAACAUUCAAACAGAGUGCCAUAAAGACAAUAGCCCAAUUCUAUCCAGGACGUGCUUCAUGUGUUCCAUCUCGGGACCUAGUGCUCACACUGCUUCACCAGGGUCGUAGAGGUCUGCUCGAAUCCUACGAUGCACAACGAAGGUUAUUCCAGAAAAUGAAAAGACGUUUGACUUUGUUUGCAGCAGAUAUCGGUGAAUUCGUAUAUGACGUGGAAGAUAAUCAAAUAAGUCUAGGUAAUUAUUUUGUAAUUGAAAUUUCAUAA
Messenger RNA from Haemonchus placei, 1221 nucleotides. Lineage: Eukaryota; Metazoa; Nematoda; Chromadorea; Rhabditida; Trichostrongylidae. The record is from the annotation of a GenBank genome assembly.